Mugil cephalus (flathead mullet) is the source of this 1258-nucleotide messenger RNA. RefSeq lists its product as uncharacterized. The transcript is spliced from 4 exons. The coding region runs from base 29 to 1171 and encodes 380 amino acids. The record is from RefSeq and is a predicted model, not a curated record. NCBI's taxonomy places the organism in Eukaryota, Metazoa, Chordata, Actinopteri, Mugiliformes, Mugilidae.
GUUAGAGCAUGCAUUGCAGCAGAAUGACAUGACUAAUGAAGAAACAUGGAGGGGCUGGAACCUUUCUCUGCAGUGUGCUCAUAACAAGAUGGCAUUGAAGGCUAUGGAACCUGGCAGUGCUCUUUCCUUCCCUCUAAUCCAGGUGCCUGAAACUUGUGACUACUCAACGCAUCACAACGAGCUGGGGCUUGUUUUAGUCGUUCCUUAUGAUGGCUGCAAUGUGAUGCUAGAGAAUGGGAGAUAUGUGUUGUCAAUGAGAUGGUUGGAGAGUCCAGUUAAACUUGUCUGCCCCAUGUCGCCAACUACCCCUGAGUCCACUGAACAGUCCCGGAAAUUUCUUUUCCAUCGCAGGCCCUGGAAACAUCUUCGGAGUAAACGAGAUACAAAUCACUAUGAUUCUGUCUUUGAUCCCAGUAAUCUAUAUUAUCACUAUUGGUACGAGUAUUACAUGUAUGUGUUGAAUACUCUAUUAACUGCAAACACUGCAACAACUAGUGAGCCAGAUUCUGAGAAGGUCCCCUUUUACCCAAAUUACAUUUAUUAUCCUUACUACUCCUACUUCCCUCCUCAUAUCCCACCGGAGAUGACCACAGAGUCACAAGCCACUCCCACUGUUGGACAUGGGACAACCAUAAACACUCCCCAUUAUUUUAUGUAUUAUCCUUAUCCCCAUUACCAACCCGAUGGGCAACCGCUAUUUCAAGAAAUCCCAGAUUAUUUUCAAUUCCACUACUUCCCAAUCAACCAGAAUUUUCAUGGUAAACCUCCAUACCCACAAACUCCGGAUCUGCACACACAAACUGCUGAGCUUCUGCCUCCCACAGCCAGUAAACCACUUGACGCCACUCCCACCACCAGCCCGAUGACCAAACCUGCCACCAAGCCGACAACCGAACCCACCACAAUUUGUCCGAAAAGAAAAUAUAAACUAUGUGCCCGUAAGACGACGUCAACCAGCAGUGGUCAACAUAAACCUUAUGUCCCUUUGAACCAGCUCCCCUUCACUCCAUAUGUUUCAUACAAGGCAGCUGACAUAGUCCGAGAUGACCAGAUAGAUUUGCCUAAAGAAGAUGGCAAGUACGGGAUCCGGUCUCUGGAAAACUCGGAUGCAGAUGCAGAUAUUCCCUUGCUUUCUAACUCGACAGAUAAAGACAAUGACCAGUAUGACUAGAGAUAUUCCUACCUCCACAACCUACACAAGAGAAAGUGGUGCUGGUGCCUUGUGUGACUGAACAGUCAAUAAACAUUCAAUUUAGAA